AUGGAAGAAGGCAGUAACAUCAUUGCCCUAAUCUCAAAUCUGAGGGAACAGGAAGCCGUCCUGAUUUCCGAAGCCAUCGUAAGCUCAUCGGCAGACAACGCCGACGACUCGCUGAAGUGUAAACCCGAUCCCCUCAUCCAGGUCAUCCAAAAGCUCAGCAAAAUUGUCGAGAGUGAAAAGUCGCAGAAAUGCGUUUUAAUCGGGAAGAAACGCUUGUACCCCGACACCACCGGCCUUCCGGAGGUCCCAUCCAAAGCCCUGGAACUGCCCGCUCUGGGCACCAUCAAUAUAGAAGACUAUUACACGAUGGACGAUCCUCCUCAGAGCAAACGGAAAGUCCUCUGCUACGAGUGCAGCCUCUGCAAGUCCGUGUCGCCCUCUCUCCCCCUCUUACAGGAGCACAUGAAGCAACACGGCCAGCAGAACGAGGUCAUGCUCAUGUGCUCGGUCUGCAGUUUCACCACCCGGAGCGUCGAAGAUUUUGAGAGCCACAUUCGAAGUCACCCGGAGAACAGCAGCAAAAUCCACGCCCUCUUGAAGGAAGAGCAUGGCGUUGAGGUGUCCGGUACCGCUUUGCCCGGGCCGGUAGAAAAAGUCAUCAUCAGCACCGAUCACGAGAUGCAGCCUCCUCCCCAAGUGCCUGAGAAGGGGAGGCGGAAGUGGUACACCUACGAGCAAUACGGCAUGUACCGUUGCUUGAUUUGCAGCUAUACGUGCGGGCAACAGCGAAUGUUGAAGACGCACGCUUGGAAGCACGCGGGCGAGGUGAACUGCUCGUAUCCCAUAUUCGAGGAAGAAAAAAAGCAAGCCGCCUUGUCGGAUUCCGCCAUAUUGGAUACGGUCGUCCUGUCCCUAGACAAUAACGAAGCGGGACUCUGCAACAACUCGCCUGUACAACUUCGCAUUUGCAGCCCUGAGCCGAUGGCUUUCAAAACGGAAGAGCUGGUCAAAGAAGAAUCAGCCCUCAGUCAGCCGGCUGCACUUUCCCCUGCAGACCGAUUGUUCGAGGAGAGCGCGUCGUUGCAUGAAGACCUUGACCCAGAUCAUUUGGGGGCUGACAGCUUGCUUUCUUCGGCCCAGAAAAUCAUCCACUGCAGCCCGAACAAAAAGGGCCACGUUAACGUCAUUGUGGAGCGCCUGCCCAGCGCCGAAGAGCCUGCCUUGCAGAAUGAAGUCAUGGAUAGCGUCUUGCAUUAUUCCGUAGACGCCGGCCCUGAACACCCUCCGGCUGGACGGGAUGCGUCGGACGACGUUUAUCACAUGGAUAAGAAUUCGAUUGAAAUUGAAGAAGUUAUCAUUGGGUGGAGCAGCACGGAAAAGGCCGAAGAGAACAUGAAUCCCAGCCGGGCUAAAACAGCUGACGAAAAUGCUCCCCCUGCCCGGAGGAGAACCAAUUCGGAGUCUUUGAGGCUGCACUCGCUAGCCGCCGAAGCCCUGGUUACUAUGCCAAUCCGAGCCGCGGAGCUUGCCCGAUCCAGCUUCCGGGCUUUCGCCGACGUAAAUCCUUUAGGUUCGGAGGCUGGGCAGAGGCCUCCCGAAGGCGGCUAUUUAGGCCAUUCUAAACGGAUCGCCUCCUUGAAGACGGAGGAAUUGAGUAGCCUGCACCAAGAGGAACGGGCUUUGGUGGAACUGCAGAAAGAUAAACCGGAGCUCUCCGAAGUCCCCAUUAAAAUGGGCAUCAGCAUGUCGCUGCUGACCGUGAUUGAGAAAUUGAAAGAGAGGACAGACCAAAAUGCCUCCGACGAUGACAUUUUGAAGGAGUUGCAAGAUAACGUCCAGUGCCAACCGUCGGGGGAUGCCGGCGUGUUGGGGAGCAGUCUGGUGGAAUACAUCCCCGACGCGGAGCGGCCCUUCCGGUGUCGCUUAUGCCACUACAGCAGCGGCAACAAAGGGUACAUCAAACAGCAUUUGCGGGUACAUCGGCAGAGGCAGCCUUAUCAGUGUCCGAUUUGUGAGCACGUGGCCGACCACAGCAAGGAUUUAGAAAGUCACAUGAUCAACCACUGCAAAACCCGAAUGUACCAGUGUAAGCAGUGUGAGGAAUCCUUUCAUUACAAGGUGAACAAAGCUGCGCUUUGCUUAAAAAUGAACAACUUUUUCCCUUUGUCUUGUAGGCUACUGGGUCAGCUUACUGGGAAGAAAGUAACCAAAACUUUGGAAGGCGAUGCCGUUCCUUUCACCAGUAGCUCCGAAGGCUUGUCUUUUUCAAACUCUCCUAAGCCGACAGCAAACAAAAUAUUGAGUUCUGACCACCAUCAGGAUCAAGCUUCUACAACCAAUACCUCAAGCGGUUCAGAGAAGCCCGCAGGCCUGUCCUACUUGGGCUCAGAAUACUGUGUCCUGCUCUUCUGCUGUUGCAUCUGUGGGUUUGAGUCCACCAGCAAAGAGAAUUUGUUGGACCAUAUGAAAGAACACGAAGGGGAAAUCAUCAACAUCAUCCUCAAUAAGGACCAUGCAGCAACUCAAGUAUAAACUAAAUCAAUGGUUCUCCACCUUGGCAACUUGGAAGAUGUCUGGACUUCAACUCCCAGCAUUCCCCAGUCAGCCAUGCCGACGAGGGGUUUCUGGGAGUUGAAGUCCACGCGUCUUCCAAAUUGCCCGUGUGGAAAUAUCAUUGAACUAGACAAAAGUUCUCUUCAGAUCUCCAGCUUUGCCUGCAAGACUUGCUAAAUCGAAGAACUUAGGAAUAAGCAUGUAUGUAUGUGUACAUAUUUAUUUGCUCAAAAGUGCUUUUCUUCAGCAAGUCUUUGUUUCCUGCCUCCAUCCGAAGCCUCUCUUAUCCGCAAAAGAGCAAGUUAUUUUACAAGCUUUUGAAGAAACCCUGACACGAAUAAUGCUGCGUUUACAGUAAAAAAAAAAAAUCCGGACGUUACCUUCUACCCACAGGACUAUUUUUAAUGCCUAUUAUUGACCCAAACGAUAGUGGCAUAGAGGAAUUAACAAAAAAAAAAGGGAUUUAACCUUUCUACCUAGAAAUGCAUCCAGAGGGCAUAAAAAUCUGCUUUAAGGUAAGUUUUAAAGAAAACCAUCUUGAUGUGACCAUCAAGCAGCCAUUUUUGAGGACGGAAACCUUGGUUAGUUCUUAGGCUUCCUAUCGCAACCGAUGUGUUUUCCAGGCAAAACUCUUUUUGCUACGUCAAGCGACAUAAAAUAAGUUCUGCCUCUUGGUAAAAUAAAUAUAUAUAUAUUUAUCAGCACAAAUACAACAUAUAUAUAUAUAUACAACAUACAUACAUA
This is a messenger RNA of Thamnophis sirtalis, 3237 nucleotides long. The record is from RefSeq and is a predicted model, not a curated record. Lineage: Eukaryota; Metazoa; Chordata; Lepidosauria; Squamata; Natricidae.